CCAAUGGACCAGUAACGUCUCGCGGCGCUGUAUCUGGCUGUAUUGGCACAGCUUUAUCCAGAAUAUACCGCUGCAUUUUCUGUUCCAUUUACUUUAAAUUCGGCUCAUUUUUUUCAUCUUUUUUUUUUUUAUUUUUCGUUAUAAAUACUCCCCCACACAAACCAACCAUGCCUAAAAGGAGCAAAGCAGCAGCAGGAGGAGACUCAGCGCCCAAGAGGAGAUCUCUUAGGUUGAAAGAUAAACCUGCACCUGCAAAAGCAGAGGCCAAACCCAAGCCAAAGAAGGGACCCGUUAAGGCUAAGAAAGCCAAGGAGGUGGAGAAGGCCAAGCCUGAGGAAAAAGCACCAGAGGCCCCAGCUGAGAACGGUGAAGCCAAAGCUGAGGAAGAGGCUCCCGCUACGAACGCAGCCGAUCAGAAAGAUGAGGCAGCUGAAUAACAUCACUCCAGCUCUGUCUUUUAUCAGUGCUCCCUGUACCUCUUUUCUUGUACAAUUCAGGGGAAUAUUUUUAUCGACUAUUUUCUAAAUACAGGUUUUUUAGUAGUUUGAUUGUAGAGAACACUUUUUUUUAAAACGAAACACCAAUUUGGACACAGGGAAACUCAUCAUACCCCACACUUUUACAUCCACGAGAUUAUGCGGACAUCGUUACUGUCGGUGGGUUUUAUUUCAGGUCUAAAUGUGAAGGAGGGGGGGUACGGGUGGGCAGACACGUCAAACACGGAAGCUUGACGGGCGGGGGCAACAACUGGAAGAGCUUACCUGCGUGGAGUACAUUCCAUAAGCUUUAUAAGGGACAGUCUGUAGUGCGUGGGGGGGUGGAUGUCAUCGUACAACUCAUUGUUUUCUUGUUUAUAUUGAAGAACAGUGUUUUAGAAUGUUUGUAAGUUUUUUCUUUUCCUAUUUGGUCAUUCAUGCAGUUUUCUUAACCAUCGUACUCAAUAAAUCCUAAAAUUCCUAGUUCUGCGGCACCCCCAUUUGAAACUGUGCAUGUGUUGGUUGUGUCUGUCGUGUGAUAGCAUCGCAAUAAAUUUGUAAAGCUGCUGUGCUGAAA
Molecule: messenger RNA, 1053 nt
Organism: Cyprinodon tularosa
Lineage: Eukaryota; Metazoa; Chordata; Actinopteri; Cyprinodontiformes; Cyprinodontidae
Product: non-histone chromosomal protein HMG-14-like
Exons: 6
Coding region: 168-437 (89 amino acids)
Cellular component (GO): nucleus; chromatin
Molecular function (GO): nucleosomal DNA binding
Source: RefSeq, a predicted model, not a curated record